Molecule: messenger RNA, 1332 nt
Organism: Ceraceosorus guamensis
Lineage: Eukaryota; Fungi; Basidiomycota; Exobasidiomycetes; Ceraceosorales; Ceraceosoraceae
Product: NAD(P)-binding protein
Exons: 3
Coding region: 135-1172 (345 amino acids)
Molecular function (GO): oxidoreductase activity, acting on the CH-OH group of donors, NAD or NADP as acceptor
Source: RefSeq, a predicted model, not a curated record
UUCAACGCUCGAGGCCUCACACAAACAAUCCUCAAAUUGGCCAAGCCGUCUCGCUCGAGUCGUCGUCGAUCUCGUCUCGAAAUGCACUGUCACCCUGCAUUUCUAUCCACCCUUCUCACCAACGCAGACACACCAUGACCGUCAUAAAAGCUACAUUGGCAGCUGCGCUUCUCAUUCACAAUCGUCUGGGCGGGCGGGCGCCACUUCACGGCACCUUGCCGGAGCGCUUGGCGGUCAUUCUGCGAUCCCGUAAGCUGGCCAUCGCUCUGCUUUUCUAUCUGAUCGCUCAGAUCAACACCUGGCUGGAUAGAGUCUACCUAGGAUACGGUAGAAGAGCCAAAGAUGCCUACCACUGGCCUCAAGAGAUCGCCGUUGUCACUGGUGGAUCAGGCGGUUUGGGGCGCAGAAUCGCUUCAGGCCUGGCAGCUAAAGGCACGCGCGUCGCUGUCCUCGACAUCGCUGCGCCAGAGGACGGUGCCUGGCCGUCGAGCCUCGCGUCACGCAUUCAAUUCUAUCAGACAGACCUCACAGAUGCAAACGCCAUCAGAACUGUAGCCGAGGAGAUCCGCUCCGCCUGGGGCCAUCCCACCAUCUUGGUGAACAAUGCCGGCGUCCCCAACGCAGGACAGUCGCUGCUCCAUGCCGAACCAAGUCGAACCAAGCUGACGCUCGAGGUCAAUCUGCUCGCUUCAUUCUACACGAUACACGAAUUCUUGCCUGACAUGGUCAAGCACGAUCACGGCCAUGUGGUCAACGUAGCCUCCGCAGCGUCUUUCAUAAGCGGUGUCAAAGCUGCCGAUUAUGCGGCGUCCAAGGCAGGUCUCCUUGCGCUGAACGAGACUCUAAGAAUCGAGCUCCAGACAAUCUUCAAGGCCCCAAGCGUAUUGACGACCAUCGUGCACCCGAGCUUUAUUCGCACACCCAUGACCAGGGAGCUCUUCAAGUCUCAGUCAGACUUCCUGGAAGCCGACGAAGUUGUGCAUGCCGUCGUGUCGCAAGUGCACCAGCAACGCAGCGCCAACCUCUUCUUGCCCAAUGCUCGCGUCCGCUUUGGCGCGACCUUCAGAGCAUUUCCGACGUGGCUGCAGGAUCACUUGCGACUCCAGAUAUCACGCGGGCUACUGAAAAGGUCUCGUGUCACAGUCACAUGGCCACCCAAUGAAGCCAAGUGACUCAACUGCGACAUGCAACGCCAAUCCCACAUGUCCUCAGCCAAGGUCACCAAAUGCCCGCCUUCCUGUCGGUCGCUUCUGCUGACGUAGGCUUGACGAUCCACACUUGUAAGCGUUGUCUUUCACUUUGAGUGUGAAGCAAUCGUAGUCCCUCUGCGUC